Messenger RNA from Pocillopora verrucosa, 2961 nucleotides. RefSeq lists its product as uncharacterized. Gene Ontology annotation, cellular component: Golgi apparatus. Lineage: Eukaryota; Metazoa; Cnidaria; Anthozoa; Scleractinia; Pocilloporidae. The record is from RefSeq and is a predicted model, not a curated record.
UCAGCUUACAUGGAUGGCUGAAGAUCAAAACAUCCCCAUGGUCCAUUUACUACGCUACUGUAUUUUUAUUUUUGGGAUCUUAUUUAAGUCUGUCGCCAACUAAGCAAAUUUGCUACAAGUACACGCUUGCGAUGUAUCACAGCGCAAGGAUCUUUACUUCAGUAAACAGAGUCUGAUGUGACCCUAAAGAUGUUGCUGCGUGUUUAACCUCAUGGGGCUAAUUUAAACCGGAUUGAUCGUGAAAACCUGAUUACGCCUGAUAAAAAUUUUCCCCUAAGCACUUGAAAAAUGUCCACUUCCUCUGGUGUCGCAUCGAAAGCUCUAAUGGUACAAACGAUUAUGAUUUUAACUAAGAUCCUUAAAGCAAACAAAAGGGUAUCCUUGAAGAAUCAAUGGAAACCGCUUGAACGCUUACACCAGAGGUUAUUUAUAAGAAGUUUCUUAAAGAGUCGUUGCUGUAGUGGUAUUUCAAGGUUUGAUGAUAGCUCUCGGAGACUUCAGUGCAUAUAAUAAUACUGAGCACCCUGGAAUGGGACCUGGGAGAAGGAUUUAUAUGGCCAUAUACAUGGGUGCAGUUGUGUACACAUGUUUUUUGUGUUUAUUCGCAGUCAAAAGACAGAACUUUAUGGAAAUUAUAGCAUUUGACUUGCAGAACUUUGCCUUCGUUACUUAUAGCUUCAUUCAGUUAUAUCAUGUUAGAUUCAAGACAUACAAUGGAUUAAGAACAAGUAAAAAUGAUGCCCUUCCAAAAAUUGUUUUAGCAAAUGCCAGUGCUCUUCUGUUGCUCAAUGUUGUAUUUACAUACCUCUCAUACAAGCUGUACAUGGAGUUUGGAUGGAAAAUCUAUAAGAGAGUUCGUUUCAACAUCAGGCUCAGAGGAAUUUAUCAAAUCUAUGAAGUGUUAUCUUGCCUUUUGAAAAUGGAGGUUUUGUAUUGGGGAAUGUUUGCCAUUGUUCACAGUCUGGUUCUAUUGCGUGACUCACAUAACAUCCUCUAUGUUAUGAGCAUGACAUUUAUACCAUUAACAUUUAUAUAUGCUGGUAUAGGUUAUUACGCGGUACGCCAUGAGAACAGAGCGCUUAUGCUAUUUUUCCUGACUUGGACAUUGGGUGGGAUUGGUUACUUUUUGUAUAAACUUUAUGGGUUUGUUACUCGCACUUGCAAUGGCUGUCCAGAGUUUGAAAUUGAUGGAAAAGACAUCCCUGAUGAGGCCUUUAUGCAUUUUGUAUACUUAGGAGCCAUGAAUCUUGUAGUUGCUUCAACAAUAUUUGGCGUAGCAGUAAAAGCCUAUCGAAAUUUUGGAGGUGGAUUAGCGCAGCAUUUCCGCCAAAAAAAGAAACCCCAAAUGAAGUAUUCAGCGCGGCUAAGCCUGGGACGAGCGAGUCAUUGUUACCCAGAGGAGAGCGUGAUUUCUGUUACGUCAUACGACAGCGCAAUUGAUGAGUUCGCUGAGAGUGUUCGAUUGGACAGAGGCAUUUUACGCGCUGCUCAUGCAGCUUUACCACUACUGGCCGGUAACGGUCACCUUCGGGUUGACCAACGCAGUUGUAGUCUUCCAAAUUUGCUAUCGGAUUCGACGCCAAGGCCUACCUCUUUUCCAGGCCCUUCCGAGGGGGGUAUGAAUUUGCUGAGAGACCGGCUGCAAUCAGAGCAGGGGGAAACAGAUGUAGAAAAGCUAAACUCUGCAAACCUGGAAAGCAUUGCUGAAGAGGAACCAGCUGGAAACUUAGACUCCUAUGAUUACGGAAGGAAAAUAGGAUCUGAUGAAAUUUAUCUUCAAGACAGUGAGGCUGCAGUAGACUCGAGUUUUAUUCAGAUAUCAAGAAAUGGUGAUUUUACUUCUUGGGAUCCUAACUCUAAUGGUCGUGUAAGUAACGCGGAUAGGGUUCGCGCAACUAGAGACGUGGGGAAAUUGCCCGAACACAGACAGAACGGCCGUGUUAGAAAAACUCCUAUAGAACCAAUGGAUGAAAAUAUUACAAAUGGAUGCGGCUUGCAGUCUGCAAAUAACCACGAAGACACUAUUGCUGACGAUUUUGCGCAAGAUUCGUCGAUGGAAUUUAGGACAGAAAAAUCGUCGCAUCAAAAUGCGCAGAUUUAUCAGAGAAUUGCGCGGCUUCCCGAAGGGGUUGUUUAAGAGCAAGUCACAGAGAGAUUUCGUUGGAGCUAUCUCACGAUAAUUCCAGCCAGCAAAUAACCACGAAGACAAUAUUGCUGACGAUUUUGCGCAAGAUUCGUCGAUGGAAUUUAGGACAGAAAAAUCGUCACAUCAAAAUGCGCAGAUUUAUCAGAGAAUUGCGCGGCUUCCCGAAGGGGUUGUUUAAGAGCAAGUCACAGAGAGAUUUCGUUGGAGCUAUCUCACGAUAAUUCCAGCCAUUCAUUAGAGAUCUUUAUAUUACAAGACGAGUAUGGCUGCGAGUUCGAGCCUGCCUCUUUAUUUCGGUAGGUAACGCAAUGUCCGUCAAAGCUUAGAGUAAAUUGUAAAUGUGGAAAUUUGAAAAAAAAAAAAAAAAAGAGAGAGAUGGUUGUAUUUAAACGAAUGAAGCUCCUUUUUAAUAGAAACAGAAUUUUUUUAAAAUUCAAAUCACCGUUACUGGUUUAAUGGGUAGGAAUGAUCAAGGAACUAGCUGCUUAUGGCUGCCUUUUGGAAACUGGUGUCUGCGACGUCUUAUUUAAGAAUACUCUGAAGAUGUAAUUUUACAAUAAUUAUUUUCCUGUAAAUAACCAUGACGUUUUUCUUGUAAAAACAUCCUUUCAUCGUUCUAUAUCUGUCGAAAUCGUAAAUACUCCUCAUUUUUAAAUUUUCUUUUAUUUCGAUGCUGUUGUACAGAUAUUAAGUUUUGUUUUUCACGGUUUCUCUUGUUAGGAUCUUUUGUUCGUUCUGUGUUACUUCAAUGCCGUGAUGGGAAUUUGUCUACUUGCAAUUAAAGCCAUUUUUAAUUUUUAUUUAUUAAAAUCAAA